Messenger RNA from Cyanidioschyzon merolae strain 10D, 780 nucleotides. RefSeq lists its product as hypothetical. Bases 1 to 780 code for a protein of 259 amino acids. NCBI's taxonomy places the organism in Eukaryota, Rhodophyta, Bangiophyceae, Cyanidiales, Cyanidiaceae. The transcript has a single exon. The record is from RefSeq and is a predicted model, not a curated record.
AUGACUCGGGGUGUAUCGAUUACUGUUCGGAACCCAAAUACUCUGGAUAACACACGCUGGAUUGUUCGGCAUCGCGGAAAGAAGAGCGUGAAGCGUUCGCGCGCUGCACGUUUUCUCUCAAAGUCAGGACCCUACCUGCACUCGAACGACAGCAAGAAAGCUGAGCAAAAGCUUGUCUUUAGCUGUUCUCACAGUCAAUCGCCCGAAAAAGAUUUAUCGCUGCCAUUUCCAGCUCGGUCGGAGGAAGCCUCAGCACCGCUUUGCAGCGCUAGAGGUUCCCCUGGGACUACGUACCCUGAACGUCGCUUUCCUGGGCUGCUACCCACAGAGAAUAGCCAGAGCUUGGGUACGGUUACCGCAGUGAAGCAGCUGCUUCGGAAGCUUAUAAAGUUCCAAGCACGCCUCGCUCGAGACCAAAGCCGGAAGCUGCGAGCACAUAAACGAUACGUAUGCGGCAUUCGCGAAUGCACUCGUUUGUUGCGCGCGAAACAGUGUUUGCUACUUAUUGUGCCCUCGAAUGGAAUACUGCCAUGUGCGGCAGCCAAUCUUCAAGAAACGCUCGCUCUAGCAGAAGAGCACUCUGUGCCCAUAAUCAGAGAUAUUUCGGCAACUGAGUUAUGCCGACUUCUGCGUCGAGUUCAAGCUAGUCGCUUGAACGCUCGCCCCGCGUGCUGUGUUGGCGUGAAGAGUUGCGAAGGUGCAUCGCUCGAAAUGCAGAGAGUGUUUGAUGCCCUAGCUUUACAGGCUGGAAACAUUUACCCAACGGCCGCAUCUGAAUAG